Molecule: messenger RNA, 1185 nt
Organism: Danio aesculapii
Lineage: Eukaryota; Metazoa; Chordata; Actinopteri; Cypriniformes; Danionidae
Exons: 10
Coding region: 216-1064 (282 amino acids)
Source: RefSeq, a predicted model, not a curated record
CAAAUGCAUCGUAAAUCACAUUUUUUCACUAUCAGAUGAUAGCUGCAUCACUAAUCUGACGAAUAUAACGACGAGUCUCAUGAACUGUGAAGCCACCACACACUUUAGACUUAAGAGGCUGUGCAUGUGUAUUUUACAGGAAAUAGCAUGUGAAGGACAUCAGCCUCCACAUUUCUCUCCGUUUCUGUCUUGGUCUUUCAAUCUUGACAUCUUGAAUGACAUGCAUCAUGAACAUUUCACGUCUUUGGAUAUUUGUUGGUGCUCUGGUGUCUUCAAAUGCUCUGAACCGCUGGAGUGAAAGAUGUACAGAUGUCAGCAUCAAUGCCUCUCUGAAAUCUCAAGUCUUUCUUCCGUGUCACUUUAAUACAAGUUUGAAUGACACGGUGAUAUGGAGACACCUUAACAAUGGAGACACUCUUGUAAAGAUCAUUACUGAUGGCAGAAUCUACUUUAACAAUCCUAGAGAAGGACGAGUGACUGCUUUUCCGCUUUUAGUCGAGGAAGGAAACUUCUCCAUCCUCGUCCAUGAUCUGGAGUCGUCAGAGGUCGGCGUGUACUUUUGUGAGUGGAACAGUGAAUGCUGGAGAGUGAAGAUCACAGAAUUACAGCAUCAUUCAUCGCAAGAAGGAUAUUAUUUAAAUCCCUGGCUCUACUUUGCUGCCGGAGCUGGGUUGUUUAUCAUGCUUUUCAUUAUAUUCAGCAUGAUUUCAAAAUUAUUUGAAAAGGAUAAAUCAUCCGAGUCUAACUCUGUUAAUGUAAUACAUAGUGAAGGCAACUAUCCCGCUGAAGAAAGCAGACGUCACAGAAAUAACCGGGGUCCGAGAAGGGGACCUUCAGUUGUUUAUGAAAAUGAUGUACCUGCAUCAAAUCCCAGUUCUGCUGUGCAGCACGGGCAACAUCCUCAGAGAGCCUUCACAGCUGUUCCUGAGCCAACUAGUCAUUCAUCAGAUGUAAAACCAUACUAUGUCAACCAGGCGGAGCUUUCCAUUCCAACCAAUGCUGGCAAAAAACGGAAAAAACAAAAGCCAGUCUACCAGUUCAAAAACCCAAUAUACGCAGAAUGAAGCCACCAGAAGUCCGACUGGGAUGACAGAAUCCAGUUCCACAGUGCACAGAAUAUUUUUUUUUGUCUGUAUCACAAACUAAACAGUUUGGUAUCUCAAUAAAUGUUAAUGUUUAAUGUCA